Messenger RNA from Durio zibethinus, 1791 nucleotides. Lineage: Eukaryota; Viridiplantae; Streptophyta; Magnoliopsida; Malvales; Malvaceae. The record is from RefSeq and is a predicted model, not a curated record.
UAUAGGUCGUUUUAGCCAAUUUUUAUAUAUUUGACGUCUAAAUUUGAUUUUUUUUUUUGCCUUUCAACAAAUGUGUUUAAGAUAAUAAAUCUGGGCCUGAUGUUGAAUAGUUGGAGUCAGAAAAUGUGUACGCUUUUGUAGUUUUUGUUUGAUAUAUACGGAGAAUGAUCUAUUUGAAACAUCAGCUGGAAUAACUGUGUGAGAUUGCUCCCUGGUUGAAGCUAAUUGUCUUUGUAAAAUUCAUUGCUUCAAUGUAUUUAAAUGUCUUAAAAAGAAGAAAAAAAAAAGCUUUGGCUAGUUUUUAUACAACUGGAUAGCUUUUUUAUUAUUCAUUGAUCUUGUUUGGUAAGGGGCAAAGAAGGUUCUGGGGAUGGAGGAGAUACAGAAGCCUGACAGUCAUAUCGCAUCAGCUGCAGCUUUUGUGGAAGGGGGAAUCCAGGAUGCCUGUGACGAUGCUUGUAGCAUAUGUCUAGAGGAGUUUUCUGAAAAUGAUCCUUCAACAGUGACUAAUUGCAAGCAUGAGUUUCACCUCCAAUGCAUUCUUGAAUGGUGCCAGAGAAGCUCGCAAUGUCCCAUGUGCUGGCAAGCCAUUAGCUUGAAGGACCCUACAAGUCAAGAAUUGCUUCAAGCGGUAGAAAGGGAAAGGAGCUUUAGGGUUACUCCAUCAAGAAAUACCACCAUAUUUCACCAUCCCACCCUUGGUGGUUUUGAAUUGCAACAUGUACCAGUUGGUGUCAAUGACCCUGAACUUGAAGAGCGUAUAAUUCAGCACUUGGCUGCUGCUGGUGCAAUGGGAAGGGCCCACCACGCUGGUAGGAGGGAGGGCCAGAGAAGAUCAUCUGCUCAUAGUCAUCCACACUUCUUGGUGUUUUCUACUCAUCUUGGUGCACAGCACCCUGGUUCUGGAUCGUCACCUCUGACUCAUAUAGCCGGGGAAACAGAAGCAGCUACAAUCACCGUAGCUGGUCCAUCUAGUCCACUAUCGUCUAGAGGAGAUGAGUUAUCCCAACAGAUAUCACCAUUUCCUUCUGCUCAAAAUACAUUGGCCUCUGGACCUACUGCCAGUCCAGUGAAUAGAGGAGGAUUUUCCUUUAAUAAUCGAAGCACUUCUAGUAAUUCCUCAUUGCCAAAUCAAGAGAGAGCAGGACCAUCAGAGUUUCAGUCAUUUCCAGAAUCUCUGAAAUCCAGACUUAAUGCAGUGUCCGAGAGAUACAAGGAGUCGAUUUCAAAGAGUUCUAGAGGCUGGAAGGAGAGGUGGUUCUCACGUAACUCUUCCAUGUCUCAUCUUGGGAAUGAAGUUCGGAGAGAGGUGAAUGCAGGAAUUGCUAGUGUGUCUCGUAUGAUGGAGCGUCUUGAAACCAGCAAAAAUAAUAGAGAAAACCAAGCUUCUGUGUCGCAUCAUUUGGCUGAAUCUUCUGUUACAGAGCAAGACAACCAGCACAAUGCAGGGGCUCAUGGAGAUAACCCUUUAAGUACUAGCCCUUCACCUGCUUCACAUGCUGCAAGUUCUCUUUCUAAAUAAGUUAUGAAAAAUUAUUUCAGCAAAUUACAUCUAUCCUCAGCAUUUCAUCUCUGUAGGUUUCCAAUCUUGUUUCUCCAGAGAUGACAUGCUGAGGAAAAGAUGCUUUGCAUUUGCAAAUUGACAAGAUUCAUGGUGAUUGUGGUCUGAAUCUGAAUAAAUUGAGAGGAAUUCUGAUAAAGAGCUUCCAUCUGGACAGAGACUUUUAUAUGUGUGUAAAUUUGUUUAUAUAAAUAAAACCCGAUUUAAUGCACGAUAUCUGUAUUUAACCA